Molecule: messenger RNA, 1083 nt
Organism: Moneuplotes crassus
Lineage: Eukaryota; Ciliophora; Spirotrichea; Euplotida; Euplotidae
Source: the annotation of a GenBank genome assembly
UUUUCUCUUAUAGUGCUUUAUUAGGCCAGGAUAAAUCGCUACUCAGAAUGGGCUAGGUGAUUUCGUUCAUCCCAUUCUUCAUAUCUGUUGUAUCUGCCAGAAUAAAAUGGAAUAGUGUCUGUAACAUAUUAAUAGAGAAUGUUAGUGAAAGCAGUCGUAGUGUCAUCAUCAGGUUGCGACCAUACUCAUCCUCCUUGUUUUGAUCCAUUUUAUUCUCUACAUUAGAUUGAGUAAUGAAAGUUAUAAAAGAAAAAUUCUCAGUAAGUUUAAUAAAAAUAAAUAAUGCAGAACUCCGAUUAUUCAGACCAAGAAGAUUUUUGUAAUUUGGACAAAAGAUACUUUAUGGGAAUCUAUCCUGCUAACCAACUAUCAGAAAGUUUAUUUGGUGCCGUUGACUUCUUAGAUCCUAGCAAGAAUCUCGAAUAUUCAGGCUUAGAAGAAGCCGACCAGCCAGAAGAAGUAUUAAACUUUUGUAAGAAUCCUGGAAGCAUUAUUGAGGAAGAGAACAAGGAGAUAUUUGGGAUUCAAAGUUGAGAAAGCUUACCAUUAAACCAAUUUGAUAGCUUUCUACAAUCAAAUAUGGAUCCAGUUGAGUCAAUUGACAAGAAACCCUCUCCAUCAACUGAAGAACUUCCAAAGAACCUGGAGAAAUUUGAAGUCCCGGCUUGAAGAAAUUGGAUAAGGUGGGGAAAGAAUGAAGAUAAACUACUUUUCCAUAAGAUUCACGAACUUGAAAAGCAAGGAGUACUCAGUUUGGAUGAAAUAAUCAACCUCCCUUCUCGAGAGAUCAAGAAUGAUCCUUCUGUUCGUCAUCUCUGCUCAGUCUUCCAUUGGCUAGCCCUCCCCAGAGAUUUAGUGAAAAGAAUUAAGAAGAGAGUGUCUGACUAUUUCUCUCAUCGAGAAAUCAAGUUAAUGAAAAGGAUUAUUAAGAAUCAGUACAAGUACCAGAACCUAGACUAUGAGAAGAUCCUGUAUGAAUUUCCUGGCAAAACCCUCGCUAGAGUGACCGAAUUUGCAGAUCUUGUUGUAACGAGCAAACAGGGCAUGAAGUUGGACCUUAUUAACUCCAAUAACCAAGCUUAA